Grosmannia clavigera kw1407 is the source of this 468-nucleotide messenger RNA. RefSeq lists its product as uncharacterized. The record is from RefSeq and is a predicted model, not a curated record. The transcript is spliced from 3 exons. Lineage: Eukaryota; Fungi; Ascomycota; Sordariomycetes; Ophiostomatales; Ophiostomataceae. The coding region runs from base 1 to 468 and encodes 155 amino acids.
AUGGCUACCCGAGAGACGGCCGAUCUGGGCGAGGCCCAUUUGCCCAAGCACGAGUCCAUCAAGGCGUUUGGCGAGAUUGAGCACGAGCUCCGGAAGCAGCUCGUGCAUCUGCGCCACGACCACGACAAACAUCAGCCAGAGAGCUUUGCUGCCGCAUCCGGCCUGUCGGAUCACGAGCUGGCCUCGUUCACGUCUCACGAUUUGGUGCUCGUCCGCGUCGCCUCUACGGCCUACGGCAUCAUCCUGUUUGGCAAGCUGCGCAUCCCAGCGCUCGUGGCGGCGGCCGGCGGCGACGAAGCCGCGCCGGCCUACGUGCACUUCCGCGCCUUUGACGAGGGACCAAAUUCGAAGGCCUGCUUCCACAGCUUCUACACGCGCGAGAUUGACACGCCCACCGACGAAGGCGACGGCCACCUGCACACGUACCAGACCCUCCUCCCGGCGACCGAAGCACUCGAGUGGUUCUGA